Molecule: messenger RNA, 863 nt
Organism: Polyodon spathula (Mississippi paddlefish)
Lineage: Eukaryota; Metazoa; Chordata; Actinopteri; Acipenseriformes; Polyodontidae
Product: homeobox protein six1b-like
Exons: 2
Coding region: 264-863 (199 amino acids)
Biological process (GO): regulation of transcription by RNA polymerase II
Cellular component (GO): transcription regulator complex; nucleus
Molecular function (GO): RNA polymerase II cis-regulatory region sequence-specific DNA binding; DNA-binding transcription factor activity, RNA polymerase II-specific
Source: RefSeq, a predicted model, not a curated record
GAGCACACCUGUAAAGAAAUAUCUUUGAAUAUAAUUAAUAAAAAAAAAAAAAAAAAAAAAAAACUUGGUUCCUGGAGUCUGUGAGCUACAAGCAGAAAAUAAACAAGCUAACCCUGGACUCUGAUCUCUUGACAGAAGACAGCAUACCCAGAGUUUUGUUUCAAUAUUAUAUAACAUAAAUUAUAAAUAAACAAAUAUUAACACAAAAAAACCCAGCUUUUGAUUCUUGGACCCUGUUUGAUCUACAAACCCUGGAUCCUGCGAUGCCCCCCUUGGUGUUCACUCCAGAGCAGGUGGCCUGCGUGUGCGAGGUGCUGCAGAGAGGGGGCAGCAUGGAGCGGCUGGGGCACUUCCUGUGCUCCCUGCCGGCCUGUGAUUGGCUGCAGCAUGACGAGAGCGUGCUGAAGGCGCGGGCUCUGCUGGCGUUUCACUGCGGGGAGUUUGGGGAGCUGUACCGCCUGCUGCAGAGUCGGCCCUUCUCCCCCAACAGCCACCCCGCCCUGCAGCAGCUGUGGCUCCAAGCUCACUACCUGCAGGCAGAGAGGCUGAGGGGCCGGCCGCUGGGGGCCGUCGGCAAGCACCGCGUGCGCAGGAAGCACCCCCUGCCCCUCACUAUCUGGGACGGGGAGGAGACCAGCUACUGCUUCAAGGAGAGGUCAGUGCAAGGACUCCUGACAAUGAGAGACUUACUCUGGGGACCCCUCUCUCUCCCGUCCUCGACCGGGAGCUGGCCCCGACUGGCGGGGUGUCCAGUCGUUCUGACCAAGUUCAGCAACUGCCAAGUCUCUCGGCAGAGAGACGUUGCUGCCAACGACAGGGGACAGGUGAGGAGCCCUGCUGAAAAGAGAGACAGGGACUUUUAA